GACUAUGCAUUUGACUGGAGCAAUAUUUGAAAAAAGUAAAAAAUAAGAAACAUUUUAUAUUUUAUAUUUCUCUAUGAUUUUGGGGUUGUAAAUUGUAAAUACCAGAGAAAAGGUACAUUAUGUAAAGACUAAGUAUUUUCUAUAUUACUUAUUCCAUAGAAACUAUGGAUAAUAUAGAUGAAGUUACAGUUUUAAAAAUCGAGAAGGAAUUGAAGGAAUCGCAGGAAAAAGUCUAUACAUGUACCACAUGUAGCUACAAAACACUACGUAAGUGCAAUCUUAACAGGCACCAGAAAAAUCACUUGAAUCAACGACAGCUGCUUUCUUGUGAGCACUGUGCCAACAAAUAUAGGACAAAGGAAGGCUUACAAAACCACCUUUACAAUAAGCAUACUAAUUCCAGGGGGAACGAAUUGAAGGAAUCACAGAUAAAGGUAUAUAGAUGUUCCAUAUGUGUUUAUCAAACGCCAGUAAAGUACUCUCUUUUCAAUCACAAGAAAAUUCACUUGGCACCGGAAGAAAGACAAAUGUUUGCUUGUGAGCACUGUGGCAACAAGUAUACAUCAAAACGAAGCUUGAUAAGCCACGUUGAUAUAAAUCAUAGUGAUUCCAGUAUUAGGGCGAAGGCAUUGAAGAAAUCGCAAAAAAAGGUCCAUAGAUGUUCCAAAUGUGGCUUCCAAACGCCAUAUCAGUUCAGUCUUCAUAGGCAUCAGAAAAUUCACUUGGCACGGAAAGAACGACAGUUGUUUGCUUGUGCGCACUGCGACAACAAAUAUACAACAAAACUAUGGUUACAAUGCCACCUUCAGAAUAAUCAUAUGGAUCUGAGAAGGCUAGUAGAGCGAGAAGUCCCUCAAGAAGAAAGAGGGGCGAAGACAUUUAAGGAAUCGCAGAAAAAGAUCUAUAGAUGUUCCAAAUGUGGCUUCCAAACCCAUAUCACCCCAGUUUUAUAA
Molecule: messenger RNA, 953 nt
Organism: Sitophilus oryzae (rice weevil)
Lineage: Eukaryota; Metazoa; Arthropoda; Insecta; Coleoptera; Curculionidae
Product: gastrula zinc finger protein XlCGF7.1-like
Exons: 7
Coding region: 165-953 (262 amino acids)
Cellular component (GO): nucleus
Source: RefSeq, a predicted model, not a curated record